Molecule: messenger RNA, 2295 nt
Organism: Anarrhichthys ocellatus (wolf-eel)
Lineage: Eukaryota; Metazoa; Chordata; Actinopteri; Perciformes; Anarhichadidae
Product: cleavage and polyadenylation specificity factor subunit 7-like
Exons: 9
Coding region: 615-1961 (448 amino acids)
Molecular function (GO): RNA binding
Source: RefSeq, a predicted model, not a curated record
AUCAUGGUUGGCCAUUUGAAAACAUAAUUGCCCCCAGCGUGGUAAAUUUAAGGUUUGAAACCUAGUUUGUGUAUAUUCAGUAUUUAUUUUUCUUUGAUAAUCAAUGUAAUGAUAAUUUAAAGAGACGUGCAGCAGGAACCAAAUGUUGUUUUCUGUUGGUAACCGGGGAAAUAUUCCUGACGCACUUCUGGUACUGAAAGAUUAGCGUUAGCACACUAGCACUAGCAUCAUUAGCAUUAGCUGAUAAGAGAGCGAGCCUCCAGUAGGCUGAAACUAUUUGUAUUUAAGCUCAUACAUUAAAGACCCUGCAUGUAUUUUGAAAGUGCUCAUUGAAAUAUCAUUUAUCGACUAAUGUUCGCAUGUCGUAUUCUCGGUUUAUUAUCACAUUUUGUCUCAGCUAACGUUAACGUAAGUUUAUCAUUUUUGUGCGGACUCGAGCUGGUUAACGUUAGCAACAAGGCGCAACGCUAACAACAAAUCCCCGUAUAUUGAAAGUGCACCUGUUGUUAGCAUGCACUGAUCAUUUGCUACGUGUGCAUGUGCGAACUACACCAAAAACAAAACAUACCUAACGAGCUGCAGUUUCAUCAAUUGGACCAUCCUAGGCCCACGGGAUGGCUGCUAGACCUGCAGCCGGACCAAGUACCUCCAAAACGGACUUCAUUGAUCUUUACAGUGACCUGAAUCAAAACGAAGAUGAUUUGGACAGAAUUGCUGAAGCAAAUGAACUUUAUGAUGCUGUCCUAACUGGCUCAGUCGAUCAGGACAAGAAAGUCACUACAAAUGUGGCUAACAAGACGCCACCUAAAGAGGAGGCUAAAUCAACAACAGUGAAAAUCCAACAAGGAAGACACUCUCUGAGGAGACUGUCUUUAUAUAUUGGAAAUUUCCCCUGGUGGACAUCUGAUAAGGACAUCACGUGCAUGGCUCAAACAUUGGGUGUGAAGGACAUCAAAGAGAUUAAAUUUGCUGAGAACAAAAUUAAUGGCCAGUCAAGAGGCUUUGCUGAAGUGGUGGUAACCUCAGAAGAGUCAUUGAAAAUAUUGUUGGAAAAAAUACCCCAAUGUGAGCUCAAUGGGGAUAAGGUAGACUGUCGCUUUGCAACUCGCCAGAACCUCGGUGUGUUUGAGGACAUAGCAAAUAAACGUAUACCCCUGCGUAUUAAUUCCAGAGAUCCUAAGGAGUCCGAUUUUUCGGAUAGGAUUCCCUCUUUAUUAUCACAGGAGCCCAGUCACCCCCCUUUACCUCCACUUUUUCCAUCACAUCCACUUAUAAACAGGUUUCCCCCAUUACCCAACGCUUACCAUAGUCAUCCACCUCCUCCUUUCCCACACAUGCCGCCAAACAUCCCUCCACCCAUGCCACCGCCUUUGUUCCCUCCUCAUCCAAUCCAUGUUCCCAGCCAACCAGCUCCCAGUCUGCAUGUAAAUCCGGCAUUCUUCCCCCCGGCACAAGACGGGCACAGCAGCCAAGCUUACAGCCAACAAAAACAAACACCUCGAAAUACAGAUAGAGAUUUUGAAGAGCUGAUGAACAGAAAUAAAGCUGUCGCAAGCAGCGCCAUCAGCAAGGCUGUGUCUGGAGCAACAGCUGGAGACUUGCGGGUUGCCAUGGAGACUCUAUUAACGGCCAUCGCCAUCAUUAAGCAGUCCAGAGUGUUCGGGGAUGAACGCUGCCAAGCCCUGGUCACCUCCCUCAAGGACUGUCUAGUCUCUAUCCAGGGCAACUAUGGCUACAGAAGUAGCAGUCGUUCUGGGGAAGAGGAACGGGACCGGGACAGGGGUCGCGACAGAGAGCGCGAUAGAGAACGGGACAGAGAACGGGACCGAGAAGACUCUUCUGGCUGGGACGGUGCAGGAAUGUCUCGAAGACACAGACAGCGCUCCCGGAGCGGAGAGAGGGACAAGGAGCGCUCCAGAGAACGGGAAAGGCACCGAGAUUACAGAGACCGAUACCGCUAACUUGACUGAUGGAGUGUUUAAGUGUGAAGCUGAUCGAAGACAAAGAUUGUUCGUUUCUGUUGCAUAAAAAUCUUGAGGAAUCUAAAGGUGAGACUGAAGAUGUAUCUCAAAGUAUAAAAUGUACUACUUUUUUUUUUUUUUUUCCAACCGUUGUCUGUACAUACUGGGACUUUUACCUGUUUUAAGAAGAAAAAAAUGUCAUUGUAGAUUUGCUGCUGGAUCAUCAGAUUCCAAUGCUUGCAUGUGCAGGAACACCUCUUAACUUAUGAAAUAGUGUACCGUUAUCAUUUUCUUUUGUAUUAAAUCUAUAGAUUAAAAACACAUUCCCUGACAA